Molecule: messenger RNA, 252 nt
Organism: Ilex paraguariensis (yerba mate)
Lineage: Eukaryota; Viridiplantae; Streptophyta; Magnoliopsida; Aquifoliales; Aquifoliaceae
Source: the annotation of a GenBank genome assembly
AUGAUGGAGCGCUUUCCAGAUCCACAAUCUUUGGUAAAAGAUCUUCAUCAGACUGGUUUCAAAGCAAUCUGGAUGCUUGACCCCGGGAUCAAAUAUGAAGAGGGUUACUUUGUUUAUGAUAGUGGUUCUGAAAGAGACGUCUGGAUUCAAACAGCAGAUGGAAGGCCUUUUGUUGGUAUAUGUCUUUCUUUUGUNCGAAGUGUUACGAUCGAAGACACUCCAAUGCUUAAGUUAGUAAAGAUAAUGAAAUGA